Messenger RNA from Chroicocephalus ridibundus (black-headed gull), 3109 nucleotides. RefSeq names its product MIS18 kinetochore protein A (gene MIS18A). The transcript has 6 exons. NCBI's taxonomy places the organism in Eukaryota, Metazoa, Chordata, Aves, Charadriiformes, Laridae. Gene Ontology annotation, biological process: CENP-A containing chromatin assembly; chromosome segregation. Gene Ontology annotation, cellular component: nucleus; chromatin; chromosome, centromeric region. The record is from RefSeq and is a predicted model, not a curated record. Bases 27 to 803 code for a protein of 258 amino acids.
CUUCCGCUUCCGGCGGUUUGAAGGCAAUGGCGGGCAGCCCGUUCCCGCCCUCGCCGCCGGGCCUGGUGGCGGAGCUGGAUUCCUCCCUGUUGCUGCUGGAGGCAGGCGCCGGCGGGCGGGCGCCGGCAGAGCAGCAGCCGGCAGAGCAGGAGCGGGUAGAGCAGCAACGGGUAGAGCAGCAGCCGGCAGAGCAGGAGCGGGCAGAGCAGCCCCCGGCAGAGCAGGAGCGGGUAGAGCAGCAGCCGGCAGAGCAGCAGCCGGCAGAGCAGCAACAGCAGGCGCAACAACAACAACAACAACAGCAGCAGCAGCAGCAGGCGGCGGAGAACGGAGACCUGCUGCCCAUGGUGUUCCUCUGCGGCGGCUGCAAGCGGCCGGUGGGCGACACGCUGAGCUGGGUGACCAACGACGAGGAGGGGGGCUGCAUCCUGCUGCGCAGUGCGGCCGACAACGUCUCGGUGGACCCGGAGCGGAAGCUCUCCAAGCGGCCGGGAGAGUGCGGAUGCAUGGUUGAAACAUUAUCCUGCUCUGGCUGCUCAGUGACACUCGGCAACAUCUAUAGAUGCACCCCAAAGCAUCUUGACUACAAGAGGGAUUUGUUCUGUUUCAAUGUUGACUCAAUUGAAAGUUACAUUCUAGGAUCCUCAGAAAAGCAAGCUCUUACUGAUGAGGAACCUUUAACUCUUGAAAGUCGAGCUGUCUUGGAAGAGUUGCUAAAAAGGACAGAAACUAUAUUAAAGGCUCUGGAGACACGACUGACUACGGUUGAAUCAAGUAUAGCUUCUCUUCACAAUAAAGCCUGAAAGAAUUUACAUGCAUGAAGUUUAACCACAGGAGAAUGAUCUGUGUGAAAUUUGUGCUUGUAAUCCUCUGGAAUCUGUGGGAGCAUUGAAAAAGCUGUGCAAAGAACUGAAAGACAUUGUUGGCUCAUGCUGCAGUGGAACAAUGCUGACUAUGGGCCCUCACCAUAGAUAAGGAGUUCCUUUCUUUUCUGCUGAAAGGAUAUGCCAGAAAGAAAUGGAUUUUUUAAAAUCAAAUUUCUGUAGAUUUUUGGUUUAAAUGUAAAUAUUUAUUUAAAUUGUUAUCUCUGACAGUAAAGCAUUUAUCUCCUUACUUCCCUGCUACUCAGUAUCUACUGAACUGGGUGUGCUUCUUUUUCCUAAACCAAUAAAAAGACACCUGUGAUGUCUGAAGGAGCAACCUGUCAUUUUUCUCAUCUCCACAGCCUUUGCUUGACCUGCGCUCAGAGAUGGGAAUGGCACAGAAAGUGUAUAGGGUGGUUUAUUGGUUGUUUCUCUUUUUUUUUUGCGACCUUGGGGCUAAAAUGUAAUGUGAAAGAAGGCUUUAAAAGCACUAGGUAAAAUGGCUUUCCAUGCAGUAUUGAAGAUCGUAUGUAUUACAGCUUCAAGGGGAGGAAAGUAAAGAAGGCUGGUAGCAGCACACCUUUAAGCAGAGCUUGGUGUGUAUUUGAGCAAUGAAUAAAAAUGCUGAUUAAGAACACUUGUCACUAUUUUGUUGUUCAAUGCAGUUACUUCAGUUAUUUGUCUUUGGUCUUUUGUGUAUUUAAUCAAUUAUCAGUGUUUCUUAUGUAGUUUAAGUGUCCAAAGUAUUUUUUUUUUAAAUAAAAGCAAGCAGUUGUAGUCUAAAGGAAGAAUAAUUUUGAAAAGGUCUUUUUUGUUACCUAGCACUACUUAAUUUUACUGCUUCAAGUUUUCUACAAAAACCUAGAAUGAAUUUCCCACUGUUCUCCCCCAUUGGUAGGUGCUGUUUCUCUCAUAAAAGAUUCUUCCCCCCCCCCCCCCCCUUCUCUUCUUCUCUAAUUGCUGCUUUGUUUUGAAGUAGUAUUCAAGUUUAACCUGUAGUGAUGAGUCUUCUAUUCUUUCAUGUUUGGGUAACUAAAACAUUUUGUUAUUUGCAUACCUGCCAAAGGAAUUGUUAAAAGCACUAAUCCUUCUAAUCAAAUUACUCCAGCGUAACUUUUGAGGCAGUUUCUUACCAAUGUCCAAAAACUUGUUAGGGAAGUGACAUAGUAGACUUCAUCCUGGAUGUCUGAAGAGAACCAGAGAACACUCUGCCCUUCAGUUGAAGGUUGGUUGAUGUUUCUCAUUAUAUACAGAGUUUUUGUUGGUAAUGUUAACAGCUGAGGGCUUGAUAGACCUACCUUUUCAGAUGUAAUGCUUUUCCCAGAUACAUAUGUAUUUUUUCUUUAACAUGUGGUUUUCCUUUUCUGUUAAGGACAGCUAUGGGAGCAGGGACAGAAGCCCAUAAAGAUUUCUGUAGACUUUUUUUUUUUUGAGAUGAACAUGUAUUCAAUUUCUUUAACCAAAGAUUGAGACUGUAUUGAGACAAGACAGCAUAAUCUUUUACAUCUGUAUUCUAACAAAGUAGCAGCAAGACACAAAGGUGCAAAGAUAAACUUGCAUGUUUUUCUGAUGCUUCCCUAUCCAAAUUACUGGCAUGUUAGAGGUGGAAGACUUGUGGAAUAAUUACUAAAUUGGCCAAGAAUACAAAAAUACAGCAUUGUUCACACAUUAAGGAAAGUCAUAAAAUCGAGAGGCUUCUGAGGUAGAAUACAGCCGCAGCCAGCACAUGAAGAAUGCAACAUCUGUGAUUCCCUGUACAAGGUUGUUUGUGAAACUACACGAGGGAUGGAACGGAACGCGCUUGUUCCAUGGCCUUCCCUUGUGACGAAUAGCAGAUAUGGGGACGAGAUGGUACUACGGAACUGAUAAGCGGCCUACACGCUACCCGAGCCAACAUUUCGUCAAAUGUUGAUGAAAUGCUGUCCUUUUGUGCGAACUUUGCUCACCACAAUGUACCAAAACACACCUCCAUCCCGGAGGCUAUCCGCCCCCGAGGUGUGAACACUCCUCCUUGAAUACAUUAAUCAUAAUAAAAGUACAUAUGACUAAAGUCACUCAAACUCCACUUUGAAGAUAAAAAAAUAAUAUAAAAAUAGCCCAAGAGAGAGGGAAUGUCAGGGAAGACACCAUCGCGAAGAAUUCCACCGCUGAUUUCCGGGAUCAGUCGACGGGCGGAGCCUUUCUUCCCCCCCAUAGGGACGCCUUUGGCUACUAUAGGAAAAAUACCUGCUGAAGAAGGAACCCAA